AACCAAAAAAAAAGGAAAUCGUCGCACGCGCGAAAUCACAAAAGUGAAUUUACACGUAAGAAACAAACUGACCGGUUACAAAAUUCAAAUCAAAACUCCAUUUGAAAUCUGAUAUGUAAGAUUCAGAAACCCAGAGAGAGUGACUGAACAGACCCAAGCCCUAGCCCUAGCCGCCUCCCUCCGACAGCCACUGACAUCGCUCGCCGUUCCUUCCUCCUCCCCAUCUCAGGUCCUUUUGGGAGAUUUAGUGCUUAUACAAGGUUCUAUAAUGAAGAAAGAUGGUAGGAGUAGAAUAAAUUGGAUCUUUGAGAACUUUGUUACUUUCCUCCGCAAAUGUACUUUUCGUGUACUCUCUGUUGGUCCCAUUCCUGAACAUAUUGCAUACAUCAUGGAUGGAAAUCGUAGAUAUGCAAAAAAGCAGAAUAUGAUUGAAGGGACUGGACAUAGAGUUGGAUUUUUGGCUCUCAUGUCCAUGCUUAAGUACUGCUAUGAGAUGGGUGUGAGAUAUGUAACAAUUUAUGCCUUCAGCAUUGAUAAUUUCAAACGACGUCCUGAAGAAGUUCAAUCUUUGAUGGAUCUGAUGCAGGAAAAAAUUGAAGGGUUGAUGGAGGAAGAGAGCAUUGUAAAUCGCUAUGGAGUUAGGGUGCACUUUUUGGGGGACCUAAAAUUGUUGAGUGAACCUGUCAGAUUGGCAGCAGAGAGGGCAAUGGUGGCCACUGCCAAUAACUCCAAGGCGGUCUUGUCAAUAUGUGUUGCCUACAAUUCGACCAAUGAGAUUGUGCAUGCCGUAGAAAAAGCAUGUGAAGAAAAGUGGGAGGAGAUUAGUUUACUGAAUGCAAGUGGAUCUGGGUAUGGCUUAAUAGGACUUGAAUGUAUUGAAAAGGAUGAAAGGGAGAACCUUAUUAAAUUAAUAGAUAUUGAAAAGCAUAUGUAUGUGUCAGUUGCACCUGAUCCUGAUAUCUUAAUCCGUACUUCUGGUGAGACUCGCUUAAGUAAUUUUCUUCUCUGGCAGAGUGCAUACUGUUACUUGUACUCAACACCUGUCCUUUGGCCAGAGAUUGGUUUUCGGCAUCUCCUUUGGGCAAUCUUGAACUUCCAACGGAAUCACUUUUAUUUGGAGAAGAAAAGGAAACAAUUGUAAAUCUUGCAGUGGGUGGUUACCUGCCUUUGGGACAACAAUAUGAUGGUACCAGUUGAUUCUUUUUCUUCAAUCAAAUUUUGUAACAAAAUCAGAUAUGAACAUGGACUGGGGCCUUUUUAUUUUUUUUCAGUGUCCUUGUCCCGGUAGUUACUUGAGGAAUGUAGAAAGUGUACGGAUAUUUUCUUUUAAUACCAUAUGAUGUGUUAUGGUCUUCCAAAUGUUUUAGAUGAUACAUUGAUGUAUAUAAUUGCUAUUGUCAUUGUGAGGUCAUUGUGACAGAUGCUUUGAUUGGAACAAAGGAAAUCAUUGCAUUAAUGUACAUUCUUGUCUGGCAUGCAAUGACGACAUUAAGAUUUUGAUGUUGUAUUUA
Messenger RNA from Quercus robur (English oak), 1511 nucleotides. Its product is annotated as dehydrodolichyl diphosphate synthase CPT3-like. Gene Ontology annotation, biological process: polyprenol biosynthetic process. Bases 269 to 1141 code for a protein of 290 amino acids. The transcript has 2 exons. NCBI's taxonomy places the organism in Eukaryota, Viridiplantae, Streptophyta, Magnoliopsida, Fagales, Fagaceae. The record is from RefSeq and is a predicted model, not a curated record. Gene Ontology annotation, cellular component: endoplasmic reticulum.